AUGAAAAAAAUUCAAGAUAAAGACCCUUUAAAGUUAAGAAAUAGUCCAGGUAGCGGUAAAGUUUAUACUUUACUAGUUAUAAGCUUAGCCUUAUUUGCAGCAGGAAUCGCUCUAUUUCUUAUCAGUUUCUUCAGUGAAAGUGGGAAGUUUAACAGAGGAUACUAUGCAAAUAUCUAUACAUGGAACCGUGAGAGAUUAGCUGAUAGAAUGAGUUCAGUUGAGAUCUCAUUUAAAAUAAUGCCAACUCUUGAUGAUCUUAGAAACAGAGAUCAAUUCCCUAUGGAGCACAGAUCUUCAGCUAAUGAAGUAGAUCAGUAACAAGUAUAGUGGAAUGAGUUUUUUAACUACAAAUAAAGCUACUUCUGGUACAAUAAUACAGUUAAAAAUUUCCCUUAAUUCCACUAUGAAGAGACGCAAGAAGAUUCAAACGUUAGUGAAACUUUCUGCGUGCAUCUUUGGUGGAACCUGCCCAGAAGUGAGGAAAAGACCUUUGGACUUCAUCAUGAUGUCUUUGGUCAGCCUGAUUGCGAAAAUUCAGCCUAACACACAUCGUAUAAAUGGAAGGCUAAUGAUCCAACCACAGGGUAAAAUUUCAAAUUAUGGAAAAAAGUCAAUUUGAAUCUUGAAUGCUCCUAGGAAUCAUUGACCUGCAAACUAGAGUGUAGCCAACUAGGUGGAGUUGUAGGCAAAGAUGGGUAAUGUCAUGCCUAUGAUAUUGUUGACAGAAUUUGCUUAACCCUUGAUAUUAUGCUUUCAGAAGACAGAAGAAGUGAAGAGCUCUACUCAAAUGGUGGCUGUUACGAUGGACAUGUUGCCCACUAUCAAAGAGCACAACCUGAUCAUCUUUAUAAAUUGGACUAUGUACCUGUUGAGGUUAGAUCUCAAAAUGAUCCAUAUGUUGUGUGGGCCUAAUCAAAUUAUAAAAUAAAUGAGGAUACUUCUAAGUUGCAAAUGACAUCCUAUGUACUUCUAAUUGCUGCUUUUUUCUUUGGAUUGCUGACUUGUGUUUCAUAUUAGAGUUCAAAAGCUUAAUCCAGUUCUGAAUCAAAAUCUCUAAAUUUUUGA
Molecule: messenger RNA, 1065 nt
Organism: Stylonychia lemnae
Lineage: Eukaryota; Ciliophora; Spirotrichea; Sporadotrichida; Oxytrichidae
Source: the annotation of a GenBank genome assembly